AUGUCGGCGCUUUCUGCUCAAACCGCCUUCCACGAGGGCAAAGUAGAUGAUGAUCGCGACUCUUCUGGCUGGUCUGCUUCUGCGUAUAACGUGGGCGCGUCUUUCGUAUACUCUGCCGCCGCGACAGCGCCCGUCCUCUCUCUCCUUGAAGCGCGCCCUGGAGAGAAGAUUCUUGACUUUGGCUGUGGGAGUGGCGAGAUCACGAAGGAGUUGAAGAAGUUGGUCGGUGACGAGGGUGUUGUUGUGGGUGUUGACAUUAGCGAGAGUAUGAUUUCGAAAGCACUCGAAGUGACUGGAUUCGAAAGAUCACACCUCCUUGUCGCUGAUCUGCAAAUGCCUUCUUUCCCAGUUGGGACUCAGCCCGAGUUUCCAGUGGAGUUAGUGGGGGGAAAGUUCGACAAAGUGUUUACCACUGCAACUCUGCAUUGGUGUUCGCGAGACCCAAAGCAGGCACUGUUAAAUGCACAUAGGAUGCUCAGGUCAGGUGGGCGGAUCGUCGGCGAGAUGGGAGGAUAUGGUAAUGUGGAGGGGGUUCGUGCGGCGCUGCACAAGGUCCUCGGGCAACGAGGCAUCAACGCUACGGAACGAGACCCAUGGUUCUUUCCAUCUGUGGAGUCCUAUACGCAGAUCAUCGCAUCCGCCGGGUUUAAUCCGGUCCAUGUCUCACUUACUGCGCGGCCUACACCCGUCGCGAGCCUCAAAAAUUGGUUACGUUCAUUCUGCAUGCACAACUUUCUUCGCGAAAUGAGCAGCGACGAAGCAGAGCAUGUUAUGACGGAGGUAGAAGAGGUUGCUCGUCAAGAUGAACGAUGCUGGGAUUUGAAGGCUGAAGCAUGGUGUUUGGAUUACGUGAGGUUGAGAUUUGUUGCGGACAAGGAUUGA
Molecule: messenger RNA, 882 nt
Organism: Stereum hirsutum FP-91666 SS1
Lineage: Eukaryota; Fungi; Basidiomycota; Agaricomycetes; Russulales; Stereaceae
Product: S-adenosyl-L-methionine-dependent methyltransferase
Exons: 3
Coding region: 1-882 (293 amino acids)
Source: RefSeq, a predicted model, not a curated record